This is a messenger RNA of Botrytis porri, 3053 nucleotides long. RefSeq lists its product as uncharacterized. The transcript has 5 exons. NCBI's taxonomy places the organism in Eukaryota, Fungi, Ascomycota, Leotiomycetes, Helotiales, Sclerotiniaceae. The coding region runs from base 179 to 2989 and encodes 936 amino acids. The record is from RefSeq and is a predicted model, not a curated record.
CAGAUUCUCUGCAUGACCAGAAUUGAGAUGAAUUGUGGCUUGAUAUAACAUUUCUUUCCAUUUCCUCCAAUGAUUGCCCGGGGGUUUGAAUUUCCUUUCAACUCGAUCUUUACCAUUCAUUCAAUCCCUUCAUUUCACCUAGACCAUUAAUUUCCAUCUGGGUAAAGACACAGCAAGAAUGGAAAAGGUCGCAGCGACAGAUGUAGUGGGUCUAGACACCACCUUGGCUUAUGCUGGACGGCUUUCCUUCGUUUUUCAUAGGUAUCGACUGCUCUCUACGGAGAAUGAAUAUCUUAUACCUAGUGUUGUUGAAGAACAUAUUAGCCUUCUCAUUUCUACCAUUGGUACGCUCAACGAAGUGCUUGGCCUUCUAAAACGAGAAGACGCGGGUAAAACUCAAAAUCACGUCUUCAGCAACGAUGGUCUUCAAUUUGUGAAUUUGCUGGUAGGAGAGUGUGCGAAGGUCUUGGGUAAAAUUGCUCCUAUGGCUACAAAAGCUGCUCAGAAGGUGGAACGAAAGAAGAAGCAAGAAAGUGCGAAGAAAGCCAAAGAGGAGAUCAUUGAGCCUGUCGAACCAACGCAAUUACAGCUCGACGAGGAAAAGUUCUUGAAGGACCUCGAGACUGCAGUGUGGUAUCGUGUAGACAACGAUACACAUGCCUACCUGGAGCGGUUCAAAAAGAUCCAAUUACAUCUUCUCUUGGUAUACCAAGUUGUUACUGUUGGCUUGCUUCUAGGAAAUCUAUCCUCUGGGAAAUUCGAUAUUGAAAAGGUCGUCUCCUGCCACGAACGUAUCAACCGCACCUUCGAUCUGGUUCGUGGCUCUUCACCAAGUCGGCGCCGAAACUUUCGUUCCAGCAGUAGCUCUACAUAUACGCUGAGUGAGUCGGAUAGCGAUAGUGAUGCUAGCUCGGUGAUUUCUAGGAGAAGACAAAAACCACGCCCGAAUCUCGCCACACACUGCCCUCCACCCCCUUCACCCUUUCCGUCUGUAGACAGAUGUCUUCCUCGGCCCUUCUUGAGAGCAACUGCUCCGCCCCAUCCGCCUCCUGCCAUGGCAUAUAUGUCAAGACCAUCAAUUCAACAUUCUACGUCUCCCCCAAGAUUUAUUGAUCUGAAUACCAAACCCCCCUCGUACGAGAGCCAUAGAGGCUCCACUGCGCCGACAUUGAAGCAAGCAUUGCCAUUAACAAAUUCCCCAACAUCUCCACGAGUAUUAUCGGAUGAGAAAGGCCAGGAUAACAAGGCGGAUUCAGUAACAAAGAAGGCGGGGGAGGAAGAAGAGCAAGUAGUGAAGAAACACGUGGAGUCCCGAGCACCAGAAGGUCAACUAUUCAAUUCUCCCCACAACCGCCUUAGCUUCAAAAUCAAAAGUCUCUUCCGAAGCAAGGAGUCUCUUGCUACUGAGAUGAAGAAAGUCGUGGAAAGUACUUCAAGCGUACUCGACGCUUUCCUCAUUCAGGGUUGUGAUAUUAGACCAAUCCCUCACUCGGCUUUUCACAGCUUGGAAGCCACGCACAUGCGUACGAUUCUGAGCCAAUUGAAUGAUAAUAGCUGGUUUGAGACCUUCAGUAACCUGACAAGAGUUGAGCAUACUACACUUGAUAUCGCUCUGUGUCCCUGGGGACAGACAAAAUUGCAUCGAGAGGUAGUAGUGCUUAAGGUCUUACAAGAGGAUAAAACAAAUGUAUGGAUGCGUCUCAUUGCUAAUAAGUCUUUCACUCCUAUACUGCCACAGCAUCCAAACGGUCGAGUCAUAUUAGCCAUUGUUCGAGAGCACCUGGAUGAUGACAAAAAAUUAAGUCCGAUACCUCGUGGAACUAUGGGAGCGUCUAUACAGCGUUUUCCUGUGCCUCCUACAUCUCUAGGAUUUCUUCCAUCAGGCCCACCACCCCCUCCUGAAGUUCUAUCAGGUCCUCCUCCCCCUCCUCCCAGAGGUAUGCUAUAUCCGCCUCCACCUCCUGCUAUGCACCCAGCAAUAAGACCUCCUCCAAUGACAGCACCCAGGGGUCUUAGUAGUCCCCCACCUCCGCCUCCACCCCCGCCUUCGGCCCCUAACCCACAUUUCAAUACAAGCGAAGCCCAAAUCUACAGCAAUGCUGAAGCAUUAGUUGCUCUCACAACAUACGCUGAGUAUACGCUUCGACAAGCCGAGCCUAACGAACUCAGUCUCCGUACCUGGUUCAAGAUAACCAUAACCCACGAAAACAACACCGUUCGCGACAUAGUCGCUCGCGUAGAAUCAUUCAACAAAUGCGGAGGUUCUGUUAUCAACUCUCAACUCCGUCUCACAGAUCAACAAGCUACUCACAUGACCCGGAUCUUGGAAGAUCUUCAAAUGAAAGAACGAGAUCACAGGUUUGAAUGGUGUUGGGUGGAACUAAGUCUUCACAAUAGUAUUGGAGAAGUAGAUCUUGCUGCGCGCGGUCAUGCAGCCCAAACUGCAUCGAUGAUUCAUUUAAUCGCUCGCAGAUCUCUGAAGAGAGAGUAUAAACCUUAUGAGGUUUAUAAUCUGCUUGUGAGAGGGCCACCACGUCCAGGCUUCAACAAUGGUCUUCCUCCACGACCAGGUCCAGUCGGAAUACCACUACCAAUGCCUGGACCUCCUCCACCGCCUCCACCACCACAGCCUAGAGCAGCAUCUCCAUUUAUCAUUGAUCGCUUGAGACCACGACCCCUCUGCAAUGGAAGAGUUAGAUAUACGAGUAAGAAUGAUCGCGAUGAUUCAGGUAGCUCAGGGAGCGAUAGUGAUACUACUUAUGAUAGUAGAGGCAGCCGAGCGAGAAGAACACGUCGUAAUGAAAGAAGUAUGAGACGACGUUAUUCUGAUAGUGAAAUCUCGGAUGAUAGCGAUGAUGAAGAAGAUGUGAUCAAGAUUCCGAUCAUUUUGAAGAGGGGAGAUGAUGUGGUUAAGAAGCUUUUGGAUCUUUGGACACCGAAUACAGAGAAUGUUGCAAAGUCAACGGGCGGAGUGAGUGAGAGCUCCUAGUCCAAGGAACAAAUUGAGGGGAGGCGGAGUUUAUUCUUUUCAAAUUUUAAUUAAAAGUGGGAUA